CAGUUACUCCUUAUGAAAAUCUCUGAACUCUAUAAACAUUGCGACGAAAUCACUUAGGGGGUUUUAAAGAAGCACAAUUUUAACCUUUUUGUCGCACACUUGAGCGUUCCUUUCGUUCCCAUGAAAUUCCUUGAACCAGGAAAUGGAUCAAGAUGAAAGGCAGAGGAAAUUAGAGGCCGGACGAGCAAAGCUUGCUCACUAUAGACAGCGCCGGGCGAAAAGCGAAAGCUCGAGCACGCAGAAAAAGACGGCGAAGAGGAAGAGCCAGAAUGUCCAAACGAAUGACCGGUCAGCAGAAGAGCGCCACCUAGAGGACACACAGACACAUGAUUUUCAUGGAGAGAUCAGCAGGGAAUACUCAAUAGAGGCGUCACUCAAAGCUGAUGGCACAGACAGCAGCAUUCCAGAAGCCCAUCAGUGCGAAAGAGAGAGCGAUGAAUCUGACGUCCAGGAAAAGAGCUCCUCCUCUGGGUCUCUGGCAGAGCUGCCUGAAGACCAACUUACAGAAAUGAUUGUAGUUGCACACACUGGCAAAGAACAACUGAAGCAAUUGCAGGCUGCAGUAGAGAAACGCAAUGAGAUCAUAUCACAGCUUAGCAAGAACCUGCAGGUGGCACUGCAAAGCAGAGACCAGGUUCAGCUGGAGGCACAGCAGCUCACAGAUCAGAUUCAGGAACUACAACAGCAGCUUCAGCAGGCUAAAGAAUAUCUGCGCAGCAAAACUCAAGGGUGUGUAGAUGUGACGCAGGCUGCUCAGAAUCAGUUGCAUGUACAGUUGGAGGAGUCACAACAGGUAACUAAAGAACAAGAGUCCCUCUUGGCCCAAAAAGAAGCGGAGAUCACGGAACUGCAACAGAAAUUGGGUGUCAUGAAACAAUCCCUUUCGCAGCUUCAACAUGCCUUUAACCAUAGAAGUGAUGAUCAAACAGAUUUAAGACUGGAGCAACACAGUGGUUUUGAUUUAGCCAGUGUGAGUGCCGAGUUCCCAGGUAACCAUUCUGACUCAAUAUCUGAUGUUUUACUGCAACGCCUUCAAGUUGAGCUAGACGAAGAGCGAAAGAACAGUCAGCGAGCUCAAGAACAAGUGGAAGAAUGUCAAAAGAGGAUACAGAGUCUGGAAAACGAGAAGACUCAGAUGGAAGCUCACCUGGCUGUAGUUGCUGCGAAACAAGCCCUGGACAUCCAACAAUAUAAAGCAGAGAAGGAUGAACUGAAUCAGGAAAUGGCCAGACUAGAUAAUCUUGUCAAGGAACUGCAAAAUCAUCUUCGUGAAGAGGAGGAGACGGGACACCACAUGCGCUCCAAAUACGAAGCUGACAUUUCCAAUUAUGAUCUCCGGCUUCAGACUCUGGAGGAGGAAAGGGAGUUGAAUGUAGCCCAGCUCACUGAAGCCCAUGAGGCAGCUCUUCAACACAUGCAGGAGGAGCACUCUGAGGAGAUUCAUCGCAUCAAAGAGCUUCUAAACCAAGCCAAAAGUCAAUAUUCUGAUUCUCCUCAUAACCAUUCCAAAGAUUUUGGUCGAGAAGAACUCUGGAACAAAGUCUCCAAACAGAACUUUAGUGAGGGGCCUGCAGCGGAGGGUGUUGUCAGAAACAACUAUAGUUUUGACGUUUCUGGAGGGGGUUUCCAGGACGUUCUGAUGGAGCGUUAUUUGGCUUCUGAAGGGCUUCAAGAAAGUUCCUUAAUUGAAUUAGGUCUGGAGGAACAUAGCUUGGUGGAGAAUUCUGAAACGUCUAGGUUUGAGCUUGACAGCGAGGUCAUGAUUCAGCUUUCAAAUGUCCCUAACAACGUCUCAUCUGAUGGUGAAAAAUCCAAGCCAGAACAAUCUGUAAUUUCUGUCAGUGAAGUGCACCAACCUGAUGAAAUGUCCUUCACUGAUGCUCAAUGGCAAAACUCAACCUCGGUCAUUGAAGAGAUAAAUGAGAGCACAGGCAACAUUGAUUUGGCUAAAGAGCUUUUGAUCCAGCAGUGCCAAGACCUGUCAGAGCAGUUAGAGGAGCGGGAAAGGCAGCUUGAGGUGCUCCAAGAGGAGGUCCGACGCUCUGCGGAAGAAGUUGAGGAGGCACGGGAGCGUUGGAGCAAAGCUUCAGAGGAGCUUGAGCAAGCAAAGUGGGAGCUGGAACUGGAACGUGAGAAACGAAUCAGUGAGGAAGUUAUUAGCCAGAAAACGCAUGAAAAAGACAACCUCAAGGACAUACUGAGCCACAUGCAAACCCAGAACAAUGAAAGGAUAAUGCCUGAGAACACUGAUUCUAAUAAGACCUCAAUCCCUUCUUCUGCAGAGUUGCUGCUAAAGGAACUACAAGAAGAAAAGGCACAGUUGGUGCUACAGCUCAAACAUCAGGAGCAACUAUUGAAGGAUAUCAAGGAGAAGAAAGCAGCAGAUGACUCUGACAGCAGUGAACACUCCACUUUGCAAGUUCAGAGAGAUGAGUUGUUAAUUCAGCUUGAGCAACUAAAGGAGAAAAACCAAGCUACGUCAGUGCUGCUUGGUCAAAGGACUUUGCAGGUGGACCAAACCAAUAAUGAGCUUUUGCAGCUUAAAGCUGAAGUAGAGGAGAAGGUUGCAAAGUUGCAAGACUUGGAGAAAGAGAAGACAGACCUUGAGUCUAAACUAGCAUGCCUUAAAGAAAACCUCACCAACAUAGAAGAGGAGAAAGCUGCCUUGGAAAAGCGUCUUCAGGCUUUAGAAGAUCAAGUGAAGAGCAUGGAGAACAUUCUAGAGACUGAACUAAAGAACUUUGAGAAUCAACUUGAAUCAAAGGAUGCAGAGCUUAAGGAAAUUAGGGAAUCACAAGAGAAGGCUGAAGAGGAAUACAUGGAAAAGGAGAGUGCCUUAAUGAAAGAACUUUACAUAGUCAAACAAGAUGUGGAGGAAAAACAGAAACAACAUGAGGAGGAGCAAAGAAUGCUGGAAGAGAAACAUAGGAAAGAGGUGAAAUAUUUGAAUGUGCGUUUUGAGCGAGAACUUUCAGAACAGUCUGCCCAUCUCGAAGAUGAGCAGAAGAGACAGAUCUGCUUAAUUAAACAGAUCUAUGAACGAGAGCAUGAGCGGGAGUUGACGCAGCUUGCGGCUCAACACCAUGAGGAAAUCAACAGGCUUAAGGAUGAAUUUUCGAGGGAUCUCCAAGAUGGCAUGGAGGCUGCACAUCAAGCUGAACUACUACACACACAAACCAAGCACAACCUGGAGCUGGAAGCCUUGCGUCUCAGCCUUACCAACUUGCACACAGCUCAACUGGAGCUUUCUCAAUCCAACAUGCAGAAAGAUAAGGAUGUGGCUCUUAGUGAGCUCCAGACUAUGCUCCGAGAGAAAUGGGCACAGGAGAGCGCCAUGUUACAGACGCGUCAACAGUUUGAGCUUGAAAGAAUCCGUGAGCAGAACCGAGAGCAAGAGGAACGGAACCAGAGAGUGCACCAACAAGAGAUUGAUAAUCUGAAUCAAAAGUGGGAGACGAGACUCGUUGAAAUGAAGACCUCAGUGGAACAAUUGCAGGCCUGUAAACUGGAGGAUCUUAAGACUGAAUGGCUCUUGGAGGGAGAGAAGAUCAAGACCGAGCUCCAGAGUCAAUUAAAUGAUGUCCUUCAUAAACUGAGCGAGGCCGAGACGGCCCUCACUCAAGCUGAAGCAGCUCUAUCUGACACGCAGGGCAAACUAGAAGAACUGCAGCGUUCCAGCGAUGACGACCUCAAGAAUCUGGAGAAAGAGCUCAAGCAGGCCUUGAUGGACCGAGAUGCUGCUGCACGUGCAGUUGAGGAGUUAGUUGCUUGUCACAAGGUGGCACUGCAGGAGCAACAGGAACGCACUCGAGUGUUGGGACAGAGAGAAAUCGAACUGAAGCAAGAGGUUGACCGUCUACAGUCUGAAAAGGAGGAACUGAAGACCAGCUCAGAACAGGAGAUCUCCAACCUGUGGUCCCAGCUGGAGAGCAUGAGAACCAGCAGACAGGAGCUUGGGGAGCUGAAAGACCAGUUGCUAGCGCGCUCGUCGCGGGUUGAUGACAUUGAGAGGCUGAAACAAGAGUUUACUCAGCAGCGACAGGAAAUCAAAGAACAGAACGAGGUGGAGCUGGAAAACCUCCGCACCUAUUUUGAACACAGACUCCGGGUCACGGAAGAGAGCCAUCGGGAAGAAAUUGCACUCCUGCAGCUGCGGCUUGUAGAAGGAGCUCUGGAGGACUCUGUGCUCAAGACUGGAGAUGCAAGUUUUCUCUUAGAAGGGAAGUGUGAAGACGACAACAGUGAUGCGAUGGCAGAGAUUACAAGGCAACUGGAGAAGCACAAGGAGGAGCUGGAUUCCUUACGGCUGCAGUUAGAGGAGAGACACCAGCAGGAACUGGAGCAGUUGCGCUCCACCAUGACUCUGGCUUAUAAAGAAGAUCUACUCCAGGCUCGCACUGAACUUACGGACCGAUACUACAAAGACAUCGACCAGCUCAACACCAAACACGCUCAUGAACUAGAACAGCUCCGCGCCAAACUCUCAGACAACCAUAUCAAAGAAAUAAACAAGAUACGGCUACAGUCUGCACAAGAAGCAGCAAGGCAAGCAGAGGCUGAAGUAAAGGAGAGAACUCAAGAUCACCAGGCCAGGGUCAGCCAGCUAGAGUCUCAGCUGUCUCAGCUCUCCAAAAUGCAUUCAGAGGAGCUGGAGAAAGUGGCGACACAACACCGUGAGCAGCUCCGGCAGAUGGAGGAGACGCACCAGAAAUAUGUUGCUGAAAAGUUGGAGACGCAGAAGGCAGAGAGGAUUCGUGUGAGUGAGGAGUUCACUGAAAAACAAGACCGUCUGAGAGAGCAGCUCCAUCUUCAAGCUGAAAACCAAUUGGCUUCCCAGAGAGAGGAGCUUCAGAAAUCUGCCCUGGAAGAAAGAGGGAAGUUGGAGCAGAGGCUUCUGGAGGUCCAAAAACAGCUUUAUAUGGAGAGCGAGAAGCUUGGGGCACUGCAGAAGAGUCUGGAGUGUGAAGAGAGCCCUCAGGUGGUGGCGCUGAAACAGAAACUCCAGACACAGUAUGAUGGAGAGAUGUGCACUGCAAAGAGUGCCAUGGCAGCGGAGGUGAAAGAGCUGAACGCACUGCUUCAGGAUCAGUUGAAGAGCAAGCUCCAAGAGGCCCUCUGCAGGCACCAGGAAGAGCAGAAACAGCUGGAGGACAACUUGACUCUUCAGAGAGAUGCUGCUCUGGAUAAGCAGAGAGAACAGCAUGCCAUGGAGCUGCAGACUCAGAACACACUCCUGGAGCAGAGAGCUGCACAAUUAGAGCAGCUGGAAAAGGAGUGCCAGGAGCUCAAAAUACACCACCGGGAAGAACUGGAGUCCCUGAUGGCCAAUCACAAAACGGCCUUAGAGACCCUCGAGAUGGAACUCACAAAUGAACACAAGGCGGAGCUCGACAGAUUGGAGGCGGUCCUUCAGGAAACCAACUUGGCACAGCUUGAAGCACAAGAAGCGGAGCUUCAGGCGCGCCACAAACAGGAGAAGGAGGAGCUUGAAGAAAGGCUGUUAGCGAACAUGGAUACACUGGAGAGCACAUACCUGAAAGAAAUACAGUUAGUGCAAGAUGAGAAGCGAGGAGAACUGCGUGAUCUUCAAGAACACUAUACUGAGGAGAUUGAGAGGGUGAGAAAGGAGGAGCAAGUCAUUAGAGACGAGCUCAGGAGUGAGUUAGCUAAGGUCCACAUGGAGAAGUUCACCGCCAUGGCAGCAGAGUUAAAUCAAGCCCAUCAGGCUGAGAUGUCUGAAGCAGUCUCUUCUCAGAGGGCAGCUCUUGAAGACGGACAUCGAUCCGCUCUGGAAGCUCUUCAGCAGCAAGUGCUUGCUUUGGAGGAUCAGCACAGCGGCGCUCUUCUGGAAAUCACUGAUCUUGCGAAUGCAGAGAAACAGCUACUUCAAAAACAACUGGAUGUGCUGGCCACUCAACACCAGCAACAGCUACAGGAGUUUAGAGGAGUGUCUGCCAGGGAGCUGGAGGCUCUGCGUAGGGAAUUAGAGGAAGAAGCGUCAAGACAACGGCUCCACUUCCUGGAGGAGGCAGAGCUCCUCAAGUGUAACGCUGAGGAGCAGCUGCAGCAAAAAAUCACACUAUUAAAGGAGGAGAGCGAUCAGGAAAAGGCCGUUGCUCUUGAGGAGCUGGAGAAGACUUUGAGACAGCAACACGAGCAAACUGAACUCUCUUACAGUGACAAGAUGAGCCAGCUCACUGCUCAACUACAGCAGCUAGACACUGUUGUGUCACAGCUGCGAGCAGAGGUCAGUGGACUGCAGGGGGAGCUAGAGGGCAAAGGAGCAGAAAUGGACACGCUUGGGACCCUCCUGCAUCGCAGAGAACGGGAGAAACAGGAGGGAGACAAUCUAAUGGCCAUGCUCAGAACAGACCUCAGCACGGCCACACAGCAAAGACAAGACCUGCAAACAGCAAGAGAUAAACUACAGCGCAUUGUCAAAGAGAUGCUUCGAAUCACUGUGGCAACGGAAGAGCACAUCUGCCACAAGUUAGGGCCGUGUGUUUCAGGUGGUCAGUCCGAGGACAAAACGCCCAGCUCCAUGGCAGCCAGAAGUAGCCAUGAUUCACAUGAAACUGGAGAGACGAUUGGUGUGGAAGCAGAAACUGACUGUAGCGUGUGGUCUUCCGCUGUGGAUGAGGUGUCCGAGUUGUCUCAGAGGCUUUGUGAGAGUGUGUUCUCUGGCCCGGAGGGUGAGCUGGAGGCAGAAGGAGAGGAGCUCAUGUUAGGAGCCUGUACACGUUUGCGGACCGCUGUUGAUAAGCUACUGGAGCUGCUUUCAGAGACUUCGCAACAGCUGGAGCAGAUGUGUGGUCUGCAGGCUGUACUAAAUGAGCGAUUCCGAGAUGGAGGUGAAGCCGGCGCGUCUCUGCUGUUUCAGAACUCUCAGCUCCUAGAGCAGCUUGACCAUGAGGCCAGUCUGAAGAGCCAGCUACAGUUGGAGCUUCACAAGGCUGAAGGUCUGAUUGAAGGCUACGUUGCUGAGAAAGCUGCUUUGGAGGAGGUGCUUCAGCAGAAGGAGACGCAGGAACAGCGUCUGGCAGAGGAGCUGGAGAGAGCACGCAUGCAGCUAAAGCAGAUUGGCGAGAAUCACACUCUUCUCCUGCGCCAGAGAGAAGCCCUCACUGCCGACCUUGGAGACACGGAGAAGGCUCUUCUGGCGGAGGCCGAGCGUCUCGGCCAGGAGUGUGUGGAAGUUCAGCGGCAGGCGGAGAAGGAUCGCGGUGGCUUGGCGUCCCGUCUGCAGAUGCUGGAACAGGCCCUGGAGGAGCAGGAGAGCCGUGCGCAACAGCUGGAGGAACAGCACCGCCUGCAGACUGAAGACCUGCAGCAACAUAUUGAUGCUCUAGAGAAACAGCUCAAACAUAACCGGCAGUUCAUCGACGAACAAGCAGUGGAACGGGAGCAUGAAAGAGAUGAAUUUCAGCAAGAAAUCAAGAAUCUGGAAGCUCAGUUAAAACAUCCAUCUAAAGGACAUGCAUCAGUUGACAGCAAGGGUCAAAGGGUGGAAAGUCUUCAGGCUCUGAUCAAAGACAAAAUGGAAGACUACAGUGUACUAUUAUUAGCGAAAGAGCAGUGCCAGCGUGACGUGGAAGAGCGUAAUGAAGAAAUUGAAAAAUUGGCAACUCGUAUCCGCGAGCUGGAGCAGGCGUUGCUGAGCUGUGCAGAAGCAAGCCGAACGGUAACACAGCUGGAGCAAGAACUUCAGAAAGGACACAAGAACUUUCAGGAGCUCACACAGGAUAAAGAAGCUUUGCAGCAGCAGCUGUAUGCUAAUAAGCUCCAGAUCUCGGCUCUUCAGUCCAAACUGGAUGAGACCAGACACCGCUUUCCUGAUGUGACCCCUGACCCAAACGUUCUGGAGCAGCUGGAAGCAACACAACAGGAUUUACUAGCCAAAGAACAAGAAGUGGAGUUGCUGUCAGAGCGUGCAAGCGAGCUUGAGAAGGAUCUGGUAGUAAGGGAGGAAGAGGUCAGACAGCUAACACUACAGCUUGAGCUCACAACCAGAGAAAGCAGAGCUACAGAAGAACAGCUUCAUGCUCACAUCACGCACCUGCAGGAGACUGUGGACACACUAACAAGACGACUGGAAGAGGGUAGCGACGAAUCCAUCCUUCAGCUGCCUUCUGCUCUUCUGGAAGAAAAGAAUCUAGAGAUCGACCACUUGAACCAGCAGGUCCUUCAGCUGCAGCAGGAGUUGGAUAUGACCAACAAUAAUAAGAUUCUAGAGGAAAAGCAAGCUGAGAUUGAAGAACUUUGCUCUCUGGUAGAACGACUCCGUUGUGACCAGGAACGUUUACAGCAGGCAAAGGAAGAAGAAAUGGAGCAGCUUCACGAGGUUAUUAACAAGCUUCAAGAGGAGAUAAGCCAGCUUGACCCCAACCAUCAUGAGGUCAGCGACCCCAACACUGACAGCCCCGAGUCGUCAGACUUUACGUGGUCUCCUCGUCCUCGCCAGCAGAGGGCAUCUGAAGAAAGCCUGUGCCAGGAGCUCAACAGCCACAGACUGCAGUCGUCCCGCGCCCGCUUGCAGGAGUUGCAGACUGAGCUGGAACAGGCCACCGGCGAGAAGGACUCCCUUCAGAGACUGCUGCAUUCCCAAGAAGAACAUUAUGGAGAUCAGGUGGAGGCGCUUGGACGGACUCUUGGAGAGGAAAGGGGAAAAGUGGCCGUGUUGGAGCAGGAGUUAAAAAAACUGACACUCCAGCUGGAGGAGAAAAGGACAGAAGCUGAGCGAUUGGCAGCCUGUGUGGAAGAGUUAGAAUAUCAAGAACGAUCUCAUCAAUCCUGCCAGAGGGAGUUGGAGCUCCAGUUGAGAAUGGUGGAGGAGAGAAGAGACGAGUUUCAGGAGGAGGUGAAGAAGCAGCGUGUUGAGAAGGAGCUUCUGGAAAACCAGAUCUCUGAGCUCCAGCACAGAGAGGAGGAGAAUCAGGGCGAGCUUGAGGAUUUACGGUCCAGACUUGAAGAGCUUGAGGAGCACGUCCAAGCAGGCAGGGUCAACCUCAGUGCCUUGGAAACCAGCAAAUGCGAGCUGUCCUUGGAAAGAGAGGCUCUGAGAAAACGUGAGGGAUGUCUCCAAGAGGAAAUUGAGCGUUUAAGACAGGACAUGACAUCGAAGACGAACUACAUAAAAGAGCUGCAUGAGCAACAAGAGGAGGCGGUUGCUAAGCAAGGAGAAGCUCAAAAAGAAGUACUGACAUGUGCUGAAGAGACCUUGGCUAAAGCUGAGACUGCUCUUCGUGAGCGUGAACAGCAGCUGAUCCUCCUGAGGGCUGAGCAUGAGGCGCUGAGGGCGGAGCUUGCUGCUGUGAAGGAGGGGCUUAGUAACAGCACAGAGAGGGCUGAGAAGCUCCAGGAAGAGGGACAGACGAAAGAUCGUGCAUUGGCUGAUCUGGAAAUCCAUAACCAGCACCUAAAGGCAGAGCUGCGGAGUCUGCAGGAUGACCUGGCCGUUCAGGAGGAAGAGCUGGCCUAUCAGCAGCGAGAGCUAGAGCAGCUCCGUCAGCGCUGCAACCUCCAGGACCACCAUCCCAAACACGGCUACCGCUUCCUUGAGGGCCUUUCUCAGGACCCGUCCCUGUCUGCCUCGCUGUCCUCCCCUGAAGUCCUCCGGCGGUUGGACUGCAGUGAAGAGCGCCCGUCCCGCCUGCAGGUAUCUCACCUCUCAGAGCUCAGCGCGCUUCACAACGCCAGCCUGGAGCUCAACAGCAAGCCUUCACCCAUGGAGCGGGACAAAGAGAGAGUACACCUCAGACAAACUUUCAGCCCAGCGUCAGAGGAAGCUCCACCCAGCACACACUCUGCCUCUCCGUGCUCAAUUACUGUGUCUGAACACCUCUCUGUGCUCGAGUCACUGGAUGCAGAUAAGGUUGAUGAAUUGGACGAUUUAGAUGUCACACCAUCUCGGUCCCCUCUUGGCUCCACCUCUCCUGUGUCUGUCCCUGAGUGGAUCAGCGAUGGAUAUGGCAGCAACGUGAGCUCAGAGCUGGAGGCCAUGCUGAAGCUUGAGUUGGAGAAUACGGAGCGUUUAGAUGCUCAUUUUGUGGAGUAUCUGCGCUGCAGAGGAAUGUCACCUGCUGAAAACACAGAUAGUGCUGCAGGCAGCAUGCAUGACAGUCAUGAGGCCCUCACACCUGAGUUACAGGCUAUGUUGAAGCGUGUCUACCAGGAAAGCUGCAGAAUCCUGUCUUUGUCCCAUCGGCCUGCCCCAUCUGGCCAGUCCCGGCCAGACUCUGAUCCUGCUCCGCCCCCCUCCUGGCAGAGGGAGAGACGGGCCUUACAGGAGACCAUCUUAUCACUCAGAGAGCUGCUCUGCAGGAUGGCUGACAGGGAACCCAGGGCUGAUGAUGGGGAUGUGGACUGGAGGCGUGAGCUGCUGCAGGCAGUGCGCAGUGUGUUUGACAGUGAAAGAGAGUGGCUUCACACUCAGCUUCAGGCUUUCAUGGCAACCAGCUCUCAGAUGGACCUCACCCCUUUGCUGGACCAGCUGAAGAAACUGUUUCAGACGCAGGAGGAGCAGCAGUGGAAAUCAUUAGAGCAGAUUUUUAAUGCAGACCGUCACAGUCUACUGGCUGAGGUACGCAGUCUGCAUGCACAGCUCCAUGCAAGCACCCAGCAGAGCCAACAACAGCUGCGACAGCUCCAGGAUUCCUUGCACUCCACAAAAGAACAGGGGAUGGAAACGCAACAUCAGCUGCAUAGUGAUGUUAAAGACUUGGAGAUGCGACUGCAGCAAGAACAAACACACUCAAGUGAUCUGCGCUGCUCUCUGGAGGCUGAGAAGAGCAGAGGAUUGGAGCAGCAGAGACAGCUGGAGGCGGAGCUUAAGGCUGUGUUAGUGCUGAAGGCGGAGCUAGAGGAGAUGAGAAUGGAGCUGCAGUCAUCAUACAAGCAUCAAGGAGAAUUAAAGAGCGAAAUACAUAAGCUCAGGCUGAGUCUGGAAAACUUUGAGGCUGAACGUCAGACUUCUUCACAGGCUGUGGAGAAAGAGCAGGUUAAAGUACAGGAGCUGCAAGAGGAACUUCAACAGCAACAACUCAACAGCCAACAAACAAUUGAGCAACACAAACAAACCCAGGAGUCUUUGCACCAGGCUUUAAAUGAGCAAGCAUCACAUGUCAGUCAGCUUAACUCUGCUCUUGACCAGGAGCGCAUCACAUCCAGUAACCUGCGCUCCGAGCUCCAGAUCGAACAGUCUCGUUGUGAGGCCCUACUGGCCCAGGAACGCGAGCGCACAGAACUUGCACUGUCCCGCCUGGAGGAGGAACGUUCUCGAUCCACAGAGCUCUCCAAUUCUCUCUCUCGCCAAGCCCAGGAGCAUGCACGCCGUUUAGAGGAGGAGGCCCGCAGACAGGAGUCAGCUAGUGCUCACGACCGAAAGUUCAUCCAGGACCUCCGGGCACAGCUUGAACACGAGAGGAGUCAGGGAGAAGACCUGGCAGCCAUGCUGGAGCGUCUGCAAGGGCAGGUGCUGGAAGGGAAACGCAGGCAAGCUGAGGCGGCCGAGCUGGAGGCGCACAAGGAGCAGGAGGAGGUAAGGAGGCUCCGUGCGGCACUGGAGGGCCUGCAGAAUCAGAAGACUGAGGUCGGGCGCACUCUAGAGGCAGAGCGGGGACGAGCCACUCAGUUACAAGUGGAGUUGGAUUCGAUGAAGGAAAAGAUGAGAGCAGUGAGAGCGAGGGAGGAACAGAAUGAGAGGCAGAGGAAGCAGGAGCAGGUGGAAAAGGAGCGCAGACAGGAACACGCCAAUGAGAAACUGCUGGAGUUGGAGUUGUUGCAUCAGAAGGAUCAGCAGAAGUUAAAGCAGCUGCAGCAGACGCUUACUGACCUGGAGAAGGAAGAGAAACGGCUUACUUCAGAACGCCUGCAGAGAGAGACACACUCCAAUGCCCUGAAUAAGCUCACAAACAUCUCACAGGACUCCUCCACUCCCUCUCUAAUUGAGCGUUUGCUGAAGGAGAAUUCGGAGUUCUCUGAAUGUCUUGCUACUCUGAGUGAGGAGAAGAUCUCCCUUAAACACACUAUAUCCUGUCUGGAAAGAGACCUGCAAAGCCUCAAGCGCAUGGAGCAGGUGAAGUCCUCUGCGGUUACAGAGGAAUGCAUGGUGGCAGAGAAACUGACCUGGCAGAAGGAAAAAGCAACUCUUCAGUCUGCAUUGCGAAAGGCAGAGGCGGAACUGUCGAAAGCUACAGCUAGCAAUGAAAACAGACCCAUUAAUGACCUCUCAAACAGCAAGGUGCAGCGGCUCUACGAGAGGUACCUUCGAGCAGAAAGUUACAGGAAGUCUCUGGUGUAUCAGAAGCGUUAUCUUCUGCUGCUGUUGGGAGGAUUUCAAGAAUGUGAGCAGGCAACUCUUGCACUGAUUGCUCGAAUGGGUGCCCAGCCCACACUGAGCCAAUCACGCGUCUCCAGACCUCUAAACCGCUUCAGAACUGCUGUCAGAGUCGUCAUUGCCAUCUCAAGACUGAAGUUCCUGACCAGGAAAUGGCAAAGAGCUACAAGGAAAAUCUCAGCAGGCACUGCUACAGUUAAUGUGCAUGGAACAGGGCCAAGUGCAGCUCCUGCUCUGAGGACUGAAGUUCUGAGGCCACAGCAGGGUGGAGUUGCCUUCAACUCUCCGCCCACCCGUGACCACGCCUUCACUCAGAGGGGUGUGGUCUCGUCUGUAGUGCCACUAAUCAAAUCCCCCUUCAGGCUUAAUCAUAGAAUGUACACCAGUCCUGUGCUUGGAGCAGCUGAACGCUCCUUCAGCUCAACCCAAGAUCAGGAACGUUCCCUUACAGAGUAUAUCCAGCAUCUGGAAACUGUCCAGCAACGUCUGGGAGCCGCUCGUCCAGGUUCACCAUCAGUGCUUCCAAAUGCCAGAAAAUCUGCCCGAUGAAUGAAGUGGUCUGAUCACUAGUGCCAGUCUAAUCGUUUUGUUUUACAUUUUUCAUAAAUUAUUUUUUUAACUGCUGUAAUUUUGCUAAGCUUAAUCAUUUUAGCUGAACCGGUCACCGAUUAACGUGUGUUUUGUUGUUUUUGCAACCAGUGCUUUUUUUUCACGUUUUGUAUAAAAUUUUUCAACGGUCUGUAAAUGUGUUCACAGUUUCUAUUUUCUACAUGUUGUCCACUAAGCAUUUGACAUUUGCACUUUUUUUUUAUGUGUCACUCAUUAAAUGCACACGGUUGGACAUUUUGUAAAAUGUUUUAUAUUCCGUUUUUAAAUGGACAGUAUUUCUAUGAAAAUCAAUAAAUAUUUUAGGCUAAAUCAA
Messenger RNA from Danio aesculapii, 13256 nucleotides. RefSeq names its product pericentrin (gene pcnt). The coding region runs from base 143 to 12883 and encodes 4246 amino acids. The transcript is spliced from 53 exons. Lineage: Eukaryota; Metazoa; Chordata; Actinopteri; Cypriniformes; Danionidae. Gene Ontology annotation, biological process: signal transduction. Gene Ontology annotation, molecular function: molecular adaptor activity. The record is from RefSeq and is a predicted model, not a curated record.